CGAGCGAGAGGCAGAACUUGGCACGGAGCUAAGUAGUGUUUUUGAGUACCCUAAUGCGAAUUAUCAUAGCGCAAUUUUAUCCGUGAACUGCGGGUUAUUCAUCUUGAUGUGUCUUCCACACUGCUUACCCCGCAGAAUACAUCAUUAACCCGGGCUGCUGGGUUAGUGGACGCUUUGGAAGGGGAUGCGGAGUGUAGGGAGAGAACAGAGGAAUGGAAAUUGAGGCAGAGUUACUGCUACAAGAGGCGAAGGAGAGCAUUGAAGCAGCCAAGAACUAUAAACGUGAGCUGCUGCAACGUCUUCAGGGUCUCAACCAAGCACGCAAACAGAUCAAAGGAAGUGCACUUCAGACAAGAGAAACACUCCAGCAACAUUUUAGUGACUUAAAAGCAACUUUUACCAAGUUGCUGAAUGACAGACUUGCAUGUUUGCUGCAGGAGGUUGAUUCAAUUGAACAGCAGAAUAUCAAACCCCUGGAAGACUGCCAGAAGCUAAUCCAACAUGGAGUUACUGCAGCAGAUGAUCUACUUCGAGAAGGAGAGGUUGCUGUGCAGUGCAACUCAGGGGAUAAGAAAGACAAACUUGGAAACUUCACCAAAAAGGCACUGCAGAUUCAGCUGGAUAGUUUGCCAGAAGUACCGUCACUAGUUGAAGUGCCUUGCCUGUCCGCCCAGCUGGAUGACUCAUUCCUUGCUAUAGUGAAAGACAGGAUUGUUGUUCAUGGUACAGUAGCAUCUCACCCCCCUGUACAGAUUGAAGAGCUUAUAGAAAGGCCAGGAGGGAUUCUUGUUCGGUGGUGCAAAGUUGAUGAUGACUUUGUUGCUCAGGAUUAUCGACUUCAGUAUCGUAAAAGCAUCUCAAGCCAUUAUGAAGAUGUGUAUGUUGGACCAGAAAUGGAGUUCAUAGUUUUGCACAUUGAUCCCUUUGUCGAUUACCAGUUUAGGGUGUGUGCACGGGGAGAUGGUCGUCAUGAGUGGAGUCCCUGGAGUAUUCCUCAAACUGCACAAACCACACUUGUGCCACAUGAGUGGCUUCCUGGCGUUGAUGGGUACAGCUUAAGCAGUCGAAGAAACAUAGCACUCAGAAAUGACUCACCAGCCAGUGGAGUGCUUUAUUCAAAUGCAGCUACCUGGUUAUGUGGACAGACAUUAACAUUCAGGAUUGAAGGUAUUGGGCAACCAGACAAAAAAGAUAGCAUAGGUGUUUGUGUGGAGUGCCAGGACGGUUAUGACUCUUUACAAAGAGACAAAGCAGUGUGCAUCAGUACAAACGGUACGGUUUUUGUUAAUGGGAAAGAGAUGACUAACCAACUUCCUAUGAUUUCUGCUGGAUCAACAAUCACUUUCGACUUGGAAAUUGUCAAUAUAUGUUUAUCCAAUGGAACAGAAGGUGAAAGCUUAAAGCUUCGAGUAACUAUCAGUUCUGGGAACAGAGAAGUUGUGUUUGAUUGGUUACAUGACCAGCCAUGUGACUCACUUUAUUUUGGAUGUUCAUUUACAUAUCCUGGAUGGAAAGUGCUAGUAUUUUAAUCCUUUUGGUGGAUAUUAUAGAACUUUUUCAUUUUCCUGUGAAAUAAUGCCAUUUAAAUUUUAGCAACACAAGUAUUAUUUUGGGAUUCGGGUGGUGUGAGGGUGGGCAAAGAAUUGACAAAAUUGUAAUGAAACAGUUAAUUUUGAAUUUCCUUAGAGGUCACAUUAAAGUGAAAAUCUUUUGGAGCUGUUUUUAAAUGUUGCAUUUUCCUUUUUGUAAGAUGCAAUGAUUGCAUUACAGUGAGGUAGCGCUGAAAGCAAGUCCUUAGAAUAACACAUCUUACUAAGUUAAGGAAAUGUUGUUACAGAAGACAUAAUUGUUUUCCAGAACAGUAACUUUUAGAAACAUCAGAUAAAAUAAACCACUCAAAAUGCAUAUGUAGCAAUUUUGGUUGAAGAAUGCCAGGGUUACAUUAUAUGUUUAAAAUCUACAGCAAAAUCAAGUUUAUGAAGUAAAAUUUAAUUAUUAUUAAGCAUUGUUCAGUGGUUUACACAAUGUACACUGAGUACUCCAUUUUAUUUUACAGCCUUGGGAGUUGCUGCAGAUUCUUUUUAAAACAUAAAACAUAUAAUUAAUGUUUCAAAGGUACAUUUAUUUUCCUAUACCUAUGAACUCAACAGCUGCUCAGGGAAUCCUAAAAUUUAAACCAGCAGUGCAUUUUAAAAAAAAUAAGAAAAAAGUCACUUGACAGCUAAAAUGUAUAAUAACUAUGUUAGUUAUUUCAAUUUUAUUUUGUAUUUUGUACUUUGAAAUCAACACAUAAUUUUCUUUCAGACCUGUUUCUAGUUAAAAGCCAGCUGAGGAAGUUUGAUAGUACUGUGCUUUUACUUCAAGAGAUAUUUCUGCAGUAGGUGUUCUGAAACUUCUGAUGGUGUUGUCCUAGCUCAGGAAGGUUUUUUUAUAGGCAAUCUUUUAGUGACCUGCCAUCUGUCACUGACAGGUUUCUUUGUCAGAUGGCCUCACAAAGAGGUAGAAUCUACCCACUCAUCAGUCCUUUUCCAUUAGGGUUACACUCUAAGUCAUCUCAACUUAGCUCAUUGCUGAACGUUUAGUUUGUUAAUUUGACAGAAAGAAAUAGACACAAAAAUGCAAUUUUAUGGGGCACUUGCAGGGUAAGAACGUCAUACUUGAUGUUUCUCACUUCUUCUGGCAUCACGACCCAGGUACCAGCCCUGUCCAUUUUCAAAUAGAUGCUGAUGCCUGAAAACCAUGGAGGUUCAUCUGAUCAUUAAAAAAAAAAACUUUCCCAGGUGGAGAAAUCUUCUGGUCAUCCACACUAAAGUACAAAAGUGAGACAGCUUCUACUUCUGACAGGCACAUGCAAAA
Protopterus annectens (West African lungfish) is the source of this 2856-nucleotide messenger RNA. RefSeq names its product cytokine receptor like factor 3 (gene CRLF3). The transcript is spliced from 9 exons. The record is from RefSeq and is a predicted model, not a curated record. NCBI's taxonomy places the organism in Eukaryota, Metazoa, Chordata, Ceratodontiformes, Protopteridae. Gene Ontology annotation, molecular function: protein binding. The coding region runs from base 213 to 1529 and encodes 438 amino acids.